This is a messenger RNA of Aspergillus affinis, 786 nucleotides long. Its product is annotated as 40S ribosomal protein eS4. Gene Ontology annotation, biological process: translation. The transcript has 5 exons. Gene Ontology annotation, cellular component: ribosome; cytosolic small ribosomal subunit. The coding region runs from base 1 to 786 and encodes 261 amino acids. The record is from RefSeq and is a predicted model, not a curated record. Lineage: Eukaryota; Fungi; Ascomycota; Eurotiomycetes; Eurotiales; Aspergillaceae. Gene Ontology annotation, molecular function: structural constituent of ribosome; RNA binding.
AUGCCUCGCGGACCUAAGAAGCACCAGAAGCGCCUUAGUGCGCCCUCGCACUGGCUCCUGGACAAAAUGUCCGGAACCUAUGCCCCCAAGGCCUCUCCCGGUCCUCACAAGCUCCGUGACUGCCUGCCUCUGAUCGUCUUCAUCCGCAACCGUCUCAAGUACGCCCUUAACGGCCGUGAGACCAAGGCGAUCCUGAUGCAGCGUCUGAUCCAGGUCGACGGCAAGGUCCGCACCGACCCUACCUACCCCGCCGGUUUCAUGGAUGUCAUCGGUAUCGAGAAGACCGGCGAGAACUUCCGUCUCAUCUACGACACCAAGGGCCGCUUCACCGUGCACCGCAUCCAGGCCGAGGAGGCUGAGUUCAAGCUCUGCAAGGUCAAGCGUGUUCAGCUCGGCAAGGGCGGGAUCCCAUUCUUGGUUACGCACGAUGCGCGAACCAUCCGUUACCCCGACCCUGCCAUCAAGGUCAACGACACCGUGAAGGUUGACGUUGCCACUGGCAAGAUCGUUGACUUCGUCCGCUUCGACACUGGUGUUGUCACCAUGGUCACCGGUGGUCGUAACAUGGGUCGUGUUGGUGUCGUCACUCACCGUGAGCGCCACGACGGAGGUUUCAACAUCGUCCACGUCAAGGACGCUAUUGACAACACCUUCGCCACCCGUGAGUCCAACAUCUUCGUCAUUGGACAGGAUAAGCCCUGGAUCUCCCUGCCCAAGGGCAAGGGUGUCAAGCUCACCAUUGCUGAGGAGCGUGACCGCCGUCGUGCCUAUGCUUCCCAGAACUAA